Messenger RNA from Saccoglossus kowalevskii, 3387 nucleotides. Its product is annotated as voltage-gated delayed rectifier potassium channel KCNH1-like. Gene Ontology annotation, molecular function: voltage-gated potassium channel activity. The record is from RefSeq and is a predicted model, not a curated record. Gene Ontology annotation, cellular component: plasma membrane; voltage-gated potassium channel complex. Lineage: Eukaryota; Metazoa; Hemichordata; Enteropneusta; Harrimaniidae. Gene Ontology annotation, biological process: regulation of membrane potential; potassium ion transmembrane transport.
AUGCCUACAGGAAGAAGGGGACUAGUGGCCCCACAGAACACAUUUGUUGAAAGUAUCAUACGCCGAUCCAAUGUACAACAUAGCAAUUUUCUACUUGCAAACGCGCAGAUCGUUGACUACCCAAUAGUGUACAGCAACGAUGGAUUUUGUAAGAUGUCGGGGUACAACCGAGCCGAAGUUAUGCAGAGAAGCAGUACCUGUAGCUUUAUGUACGGCGAACUCACGGACAAGGAAACCAUUAAGAAAGUCAGGAGUUCGUUCGAGAACUACGAAACUGUGCAAGUCGAGAUCCUUAUGUAUAAGAAGAAUAGGACACCGAUGUGGUUGUUACUCCACGUUGCGCCCAUAAGGAAUGAAAAAGAGAACGUAGUCUUGUUUUUGUGUACAUUUAAAGACAUUACAGCCUUAAAACAACCAAUAGAAGAUGAAUCGAUGCGAGGUUUAGGGCGUUUUGCACGGCUGGCGAGAACGGUUACCAGAAGCCGGUCGGUGUUGGUGCAAGUCGCACAGCACUUACCAAAUUCUAAACCAGAACAAAAGCAAUCACAAAUAUCACAAAUCGCUCAUAUGAUGAACUUGAAUUCUGAGAUUUUACCACAGUACAAGCAAGAAGCUCCAAAGACGCCACCCCAUAUUAUACUUCAUUACUGUUCAUUUAAAUCAAUUUGGGAUUGGAUUAUAUUAGUGUUGACUUUCUAUACAGCGGUUGCUGUGCCUUUCAAUGUUGCCUUUAAUACCAAGUCAAUGGAAGACUACGCCAUAAUAGUAGUGGACGGGAUAGUGGAUAUUGUCUUCUUCAUCGAUGUCAUUCUUAAUUUUCACACUACGUUCGUUGGCCCCGGGGGUGAGGUGGUCUCAGAUCCGAAGAUAAUAAGAAUGAACUACUUGAAGACUUGGUUCGUCAUCGACUUGCUGUCAUGUUUGCCCUAUGACGUCAUAAACGCCUUCAAUGAGGUCGAUGAUCAAAUAAGCAGUUUGUUCAGUGCUUUAAAAGUGGUUCGAUUACUACGUCUUGGUCGCGUAGUCAGAAAGCUGGACCAUUACAUAGAAUACGGAGCGGCGUUGUUGAUACUGCUUAUGUCUUCGUUUAUAAUGUGGGCACAUUGGCUAGCGUGUGUCUGGUACACUAUCGGAAUGGGAGAAAUGCCCACGGAAAUUGGAUGGUUGCAUAAAUUGGGCGAGGACAUCAACGCAUCGUACAACUUGUCUGCCACUAACUACGCCGACAGCGGACCGACUAAGGGGUCUGCUUACGUCACGGCUCUCUACUUCACAAUGAGUAGUCUGACGAGCGUUGGAUUUGGAAAUGUAUCGCCUAAUACAGACGGCGAGAAGAUAUUCACCAUAGUGAUGAUGGUCAUUGGAUCUUUAUUGUACGCAUCUAUCUUCGGUAACGUGACAACGAUUUUUCAGCAAAUGACACAAAACACGGCCCGGUACCAUGACAUGCUGAACAGCGUAAGGGAAUUUAUGAAGCUACACCAGGUGGACAAGGGACUGGGUGAAAGAGUAAUGGACUACGUUGUCUCGACGUGGUCUAUGACGAAGGGAAUCGACACAGAAAAGGUGCUGAGCUAUUGUCCCAAAGACAUGAAAGCCGACAUAUGUGUUCAUCUUAAUAGGAAGGUUUUCAACGAACAUCCAGCGUUUCGAUUAGCUAGCGAAGGAUGCUUGAGGGCGCUCGCCAUGAAUUUCGACAUGAGCCACAGCGCACCUGGUGACGUUCUUUAUCACUCUGGGGAGAGCAUAGAAACUCUGUGCUUUGUGGUGUCUGGUUCGCUGGAAGUUAUUCAAGAUGACGAAGUUGUUGCAAUUCUGGGCAAAGGUGACGUUUUUGGAGACAACUUUUGGAAAGAACAGAAUCUGGGUCAAGCUGCUGCUAACGUACGAGCCCUGACCUAUUGUGACCUACAUGCAAUUAAGAGGGAGGAUUUAUUAGAAGUUCUCGAUUUUUACGUCAAUUUCGCACAGUCAUUUGCUAGAAACAUGGUCCUGACAUACAACCUCAGAAAUCGGCUCAUAUUUAGAAAGAUCAUUGACGUCAAACGUGAAAAGGAAGAAGCGGAAAAGCGCAAGAAUGAUCCGCCAAUCCCCGCUGAUCACCCAGUGCGAAAACUCAUGUCACGGUUCCGGAAACUCAGCGAUGUGCCAGAAAAACGGGCAGGCUCUGCCAAUACUAAAAGGGACAGUGAUGGAUCUCAUGACGGUGACAACCCAAAUGGACAACACCGUCCUCGGUCAAAAAUGAAAACAUCUCUCACACCCAGACUGAUUAAAGUCAACGAGUCGACACCCAACGAGGAGCGAAACGACAGAAAGGAGGUGAGACGGGAAUUGCCUAUUACAUUGUUAACCGCCGCAAAGUCAGAACCAAGAAUUGAUCAACCACAAAAGGAAUCAAAAUGGCCGUUCAAACGGACAAAUCUGAAAAAAGCCGAAUCCACGGAUAGCGGGAUUAUAAAAAGUGAACAGAAACUAGAUGAAGUUGGACAGGACGCGUUGGAAACAACUAAAAAACAUGGCGGUGUUCAUAACAACACUCACGAUCAACAACUGAUCGCUAGUUUGAUCGAAAUCAAACUUGAACUGAAAGAAGAGAUCGGCUCCUUGAACGGUAAGAUGAGUCGAUUAGAUGGACAAAUAUCCGACAUGAUCAAAUUGUUUUCACCGAUGUCCACACCGAACUUACCAGUUGGCAGACAAAGUAACCACGACGUUGGAUACUCGGAUCCAUCGUCUCCCCAACGAGGGGGGCCUCCUGAGCCGGCGAGUUCAACGUCAUCGGGGAUCAGUUCCGGAACGUCGUCGACGGACGACACCCAAAAUAAAACGCCGGCUGUGAGGACAUCGAGUGGCACGAGUCGAACGUCGACAACAUCGCACGGGUCAAAAGGAUCAAAACAUUCAGCAGGUAGUCGCCGAAGUGUAUCUCCGCACCCAUCAACAUCGUCGACGUCAUCCGAGCCCACACCAGUGGAGACGGUGGAUAGUUCCAAUAUAAUACAACUUAUGGAGACAGAAAUAACGGAACAGAGUGCAUCGGACAUUGAAUCGCCGCCAAACGACAACAGUGUGCCACAAUUUUAGACAAAAACCCGGGGACGAGACAUCUGCGUUGAGGCUCCGCUUUAACUCGUGACUACGUCAGUACAUCUUCAUUGUAUAGCGCCCCCUACGUGUGUUGUCUUCGUAAAACAGCUUGUGUAUAUUUGUUGGCAAUAAUUACGCCCGCCAUUUUGUGAAUAUUGUGGAAACAGUGUAAAAUAUGUUGUUAUCUAAAUUUUAUACCUCUGAAAAACUCAAUUUGAUUUUUGAUACGAAAACAAAAAUUAAACCUUGGUAAACCAUGACAUGGUAGUGACAGAAAUGCUGGAGCCUGAACACAAG